Messenger RNA from Gorilla gorilla gorilla (western lowland gorilla), 7531 nucleotides. It is a transcript of the gene CNTNAP3C, whose product is annotated as contactin associated protein family member 3C. The coding region runs from base 874 to 2208 and encodes 444 amino acids. The record is from RefSeq and is a predicted model, not a curated record. The transcript is spliced from 11 exons. Lineage: Eukaryota; Metazoa; Chordata; Mammalia; Primates; Hominidae.
GGAGGCUGACGGCGCGGUCUUUGGCGCGAGUCCGUGCACCGCGGCCUCCCCGCCCCGGUGGGAGGGAGGGACGGACGGAGGAAGCUGCCGGUAUAACGGGAGGAGAGCGCCAGGCGGACCUGGGGCGUCCCUCCCACUCGCUUCUUGACUCGCGUUGCUGCCGGCCGCCUCCCGCGCCUAGUGUCCGGGACGCGCCUGAACCUGCCGCCUCCGUGCCUGGGGCGGCGCCGCGCGGUCCCGAGCGCUCCAGAAAGCUGCGGCGCGAGUCCGCGGGGCCGACCUCGGAGACGCAGCUGGGGCCGGGCGCGGCUUGGCGGGAGGGUCUGCAGCGCUGAGGGAGGCUGCCAGUGCGUGAGGAAGAGAGCGAGAGACUGGACAGGGGAGACAGAGCAGCGUCGGAGCCGCGCAGGGGACGGGAGUGAGAGCAGGAGCGACGCAGAGCGGCCGUCGCCGUGCCCGGGUCUCAGGGCGCCUGGCUGAAGUGAGCAUGGCUUCAGUGGCCUGGGCCGUCCUCAAGGUGCUGCUGCUUCUCCCCACUCAGACUUGGAGCCCCGUAGGAGCAGGAAAUCCACCUGACUGUGAUGCCCCACUGGCCUCUGCCUUGCCUAGGUCAUCCUUCAGCAGCUCCUCAGAGCUGUCCAGCAGCCACGGCCCGGGGUUUUCAAGGCUUAAUCGAAGAGAUGAUGGAGCCUCACCCUGUCACCCAGGCUGGAGUGCAGUGACGUGAUCUCGGCUGACUGCAACCUCCGCUUCCUGGGUUCAAGCGAUUCUCCUGCCUCAGCCUUCUGAGUAACUGGGAUUACAGGAGCUGGUGGCUAGACCCCACUUGUGUCAAAUAAAUACCAAUGGCUGCAAAUUGACCUUGGAGAGAGAAUGGAGGUCACUGCUGUCGCCACCCAAGAAGGAUAUGGGAGCUCUGACUGGGUGACCAGCUACCUCCUGAUGUUCAGUGAUGGUGGGAGAAACUGGAAGCAGUAUCGCCGAGAAGAAAGCAUCUGGGGUUUUCCAGGAAACACAAACGCAGACAGUGUGGUGCACUACAGACUCCAGCCUCCCUUUGAAGCCAGGUUCCUGUGCUUUCUCCCUUUAGCCUGGAAUCCCAGGGGCAGGAUUGGGAUGCGGAUCAAAGUGUACAGAUGUGCAUAUAAAUCUGAGAUGGUUUAUUUUGAUGGACAAAGUGCUCUGCUGUAUAGACUUGAUAAAAAACCUUUAAAACCAAUAAGAGACGUUAUUUCUUUGAAAUUUAAAGCCAUGCAGAGCAAUGGAAUUCUACUUCACAGAGAAGGACAACAUGGAAAUCACAUUACUCUGGAAUUAAUUAAAGGAAAGCUUGUCUUUUUUCUUAAUUCAGGCAAUGCUAAGCUGCCUUCCACUAUUGCCCCUGUGACCCUCACCCUGGGCAGCCUGCUGGACGACCAGCACUGGCAUUCCGUCCUCAUCGAGCUCCUCGACACGCAGGUCAACUUCACCGUGGACAAACACACUCAUCAUUUCCAAGCAAAGGGAGAUUCCAGUUACUUGGAUCUUAAUUUUGAGAUCAGCUUUGGGGGAAUUCCGACACCCGGAAGAUCACGGGCAUUCACACGUAAAAGCUUUCAUGGGUGUUUAGAAAAUCUUUAUUAUAAUGGAGUGGAUGUUACCGAAUUAGCCAAGAAACACAAACCACAGAUCCUCAUGAUGGGAAAUGUGUCCUUCUCAUGUCCACAGCCGCAGACUGUCCCUGUGACUUUUCUGAGCUCCAGGAGUUAUCUGGCUCUGCCAGGCAACUCUGGGGAGGACAAAGUGUCUGUCACUUUUCAAUUUCGAACGUGGAACAGAGCAGGACAUUUGCUUUUCGGCGAACUUCGACGUGGUUCAGGGAGUUUCGUCCUCUUUCUUAAGGAUGGCAAGCUCAAACUGAGUCUCUUCCAGCUGGGACAGUCACCAAGGAAUGUCACAGCAGGUGCUGGAUUAAACGAUGGGCAGUGGCGCUCUGUGUCCUUCUCUGCCAAGUGGAGCCAUAUGAAUGUGGUGGUGGACGAUGACACAGCUGUUCAGCCCCUGGUGGCUGUGCUCAUUGAUUCAGGUGACACCUAUUAUUUUGGAGGUGUGAUAGCAGUGGUGAUAUUUAUUUUGCUUUGCAUCACUGCCAUAGCCAUACGCAUCUAUCAACAGAGAAAGUUACGCAAAGAAAAUGAGUCAAAAGUCUCAAAAAAAGAAGAGUGCUAGGACAGCUCUAAACAGUGAGCUCGAUGUGCAAAACGCAGUCCAUGAAAACCAGAAAGAGCGAGUCUUCUGAUUGGCAGCUGUGGCUGUCUCUAUCACCGUGACUGUGGACUUCCCUGCUGUUGCCAUCAGGGUGCACACAGCAGGUGCAGUGCUGUCACCUGGCUGAAGACCUGCAGCCUCGGAGCCUCUGGGAGGUCCCUUUCUCCCUCGGUGAAACACAGUUCUCCACAUCAAUUUCCAAACAAUGAAUUAGGUAUGGCCAUUCAUCACUGUUCAGUAGUUUCCCCGUCCAAAGGCUCUCUUCCAAAACUGCAGUUUGAUCUGUGUUAAUAGUUGUGGGGUUUUAGAUGAGAAAAUGACUAUAAAGCUGUGGCCCUACUUUAUUUUUUAAAAAUGACAGAACUUUUGUCCAGAUGUAAAAGACAAAAUUGCACUUUAAUGUUUUUUGUUACUUGAAAACAUAUCUGGGAUCCCUUUUUUUGGUCCUCUGCUGAUAGUUAUAAAACAGGAAAUGCUUCUUAGACUACCUUCACUGGCAUUUCCAUAGUCCUGGAAUCCAGAGCCAAGUGGCCUAUCUAAAAUUCACAGCCCUUUUAUUCUCCUGUGUGGUGGUUAAUACAAUGCAGUUGAAGCCUGGAAAUACUACCAUUAUUUUUGGUGUAUUGCUUUUUCUAAUUGACUGUUUUUAAUGAUUUUGAUACAUUUUAAUGUUGAAAUUAAUAUUGAAUGUUAGCUAUGAAAUUUUAGUAUUGAAUUUUAUAAUGGAACAGAACAUUGGUAGGUAACAAGAUGCAAGAGGAUGUCAAUACAAGAUUGCCUGCCUGUUUUUCUUUGUAAUUUGUAAUUACAGUUUUUGUAACCUGUGAUUAUGUUUUUAACUAAAUUUACAACCAGAUACAAACAAUACUUCUUACACAGAGUUAUCCUUUAUUUAUAUCAUUAAUACGUGAAUGAAACAUCAUCCUAACUUACUUCCCCAAGAUAUUGAGAGGUCAUAUCUGUUUUUCUUUAUCAUUCAUUUCUUUUUCUAAAAGUUGUUACUGAUAUGCUUUUGAUUUCCUAUGACUCUAUUAUGUUGUACAGAACAUCUUUUCAAUUUAUUAAAAAAAUAGCUUAACUGAAGAUCACUAAUUCCUUUUCUAAAUUUUGAACUGCUCUAGGCAUAAAUAUCAUUGUGUAUUAUCCUUUCAUCUAAUCACUUUUGGAAUGUAAACUGAAGGCUGUUCACUCCAAGUUCAGUUAGCAUUUACAUGAUGUUUAUUAAAUCUGCCAGUCUGAUCACAGGUUUAUGACCAUGGGGCCAAAUUCCCAUAGAUUACCCAAAAUUGAAUAUGUGCUGUUAACUGGAACAUGUCUCAUUAAGGUUUACAUACACACUAAGACAGCAAAGGAUUGGAAUUAACUUUACGGAGACAGUUCCAGGGACUAAUACUGAAGUGUGGUUAUUUGAUAAUGCGUGGAACCACCAUUUGGAUUCAAUAAACCAAUUAUAUAAAAGCAAUGAUGCUACACUCUUCAUAUUCCAGAUACCAACUGCCUACCAAGGGCUAAUGAGAUGGUAUAUUUCUUCCACAUCAGGGCAAGCUGAAAAUAUAUUGAUUCAGCGUUACUGUUACAUAAAUGAAUUUCCAUCUUCUCAUAUGUGUUAUUUUUGAAAGAAUGAAUACACUCUCUGUCUUAAAUCCGCUCUUAACAAAUGAUCUCUUCUCAGAAUACUACAUCUGUAUUGAGAGUACAGACAGCCCAUUGGUCACUGCACCUUUUGCAAGACAGCGAAAUGGAUGCAUCAAAUUGCAUUGAUACAUCAUCACCAUCAAUCUUUUGCACUGAUUUUUAGACUUAAUCUUCUUAUUUGAAAAUAAACUCAUUUUUAAAUGAAAUAAAAAAUAUUUUAGGGAAAGCUCUAUAAAAUUAAAAUUACAGAAUUAUAUGCUUUUUAAAAUUUAUGCAAAAAUGUGCAGACAAAUGUAUUCUGUAUUGGUUUAUGUACUACUUUGCCCUUGUAUAUUUUGAGAUUAUUAAGAUUUGUUGACUUUUUUGGUUUGAUAUUUAUCAUCUGUUAAAUUUUUCCUUUUAAAUUAUUAAAUGCAAAGUGCAAGAAAAAGAGAUAAAUAUUUACUGAUUGCUAGAUGUAAAAAUAUCUAUGAAUAUAUAUAUUUAAACUUCUGCCAGAGAGCAACCGUGUAACAGUCAACUUACUAAAAUCUAAAUUGAGUACUUUUUACUGUUGCAGAGAAUUAAGUCACUAAACGUUAUUUAGAUAUAUAGAUGCUAGUUGCAAGUAACACCCUUUUGUAAUAUAAAAGUAAAAGCAUAAUAAUUUCCCAACUUUUGUCUUCAAAUUAAAAAAGAAAAUAGCAUAUAAUUACCAUUCUUCAUUUGAGAAAGCUGAAGAUUCUGAUGCUUAAAAACUUCAGAAUUCUAAUAUUAAAAAUAGAGUGGUUCAUGUGACAUUGAAGGCUUAUCUCUGUAAAAUAGUGACACUGGUGCGUGGUAUUAUCUCAAUAUUUUUGCCCAAAUUCACCUUAGGAAAUCACUGUAAAUCUUCAUUGUUUCCUAAAAGUCAUUAUUACGGCAUAAACUUAACAUACUUUGAUAGUAGUUAGUACUGAUAUGUGACAUAUUCUACCCCGUGUCUCUAUUACUCUGUCUCUAUUACUGUGAAAAGUCACAGUAAAUUUAACAUUUUCUUCCAGACUGUGUAUGAUCUUUCAUUGUAAUAGAGACAUGGAGUAGGAUAAGUCAUGUAUUAACAUAUAAGAUUUUUUUAACCUGACCCCUCAGUUUUAUAGAUGAGACAAAGAUAAGGUUGUAAGAGCUAAUCUCUUCAAGUAGGCAGUACUAGUAAGUUGUCAUGCGUGGACUGAACUCCUGACACUUCUGUCUCUUAACUUCAAUCCAUAGAGAAGCCCACCUUCCUGCCUUCCCAGUAUUAUUUAGCAGAGGAGAAAAUCACAUUGGGCUGUUUGAUACUCUGUUUGCCUAGACUGACCAGUCAUUCUGGAUCUUUGUUCACAUCUUCUCUGAAAGAAUAUUUGAUGGGAAAUCUUUUUUAUUUUUUAAUUUUUGUGUACAUACUAGGUGUAUAUAUUUAUGGAGUACAUGAAAUGUUUUGAUACAGGCAUGCACUGUGAAAUAAGCACAUCAUGGAGAAUGGGGUAUCCAUCCCCUCAACAUUUAUCCUUUGUGUUACAAGCAACCUAAUUACACUCUGUAUUUUAAAAUAUGCAGUUAAGUUUUUAUUGAUUAUAGUCACCCUAUUGUGCUAUCAUAUAGUAAGUUUUACUCAUUCUUUCUACCUUUUUUGUACCCAUUAACCUAUCCCCACCUCUGCCCCACCAUUAUCUCAGCUGUCUACUACUUUUUUCAGCCUUUACUAACCAUCCUUCUACUCUAUAUCCAUGAGUUCUGUUGUUUUGAUUUUUAGAUCCCAUAAAUAAAUGAGAACAUGCAAUGUUUGUCUUUCUAUGCCUGGCCUAUUUCACUUAACAUAAUGACCUCCAGUUCCAUCCAUGCUGUCGCAAGUGACAGGAUCUCAUGCUCUUUUAUGGCUGAAGAGUACUCCAUUUUGUAUGUGAACCACAUUUUUUUCAUUCAUCUGUUGAUGAACACUUAGGGUGUUUCCAAAUCUUAGCUGUUAUAAACAGUAUUGCAACAAAUAAAAGAGUGCAGAUGGAAAAUUGAUUUUGAUGGCUUUUUUCUUUAAUAAAACAUUAAUUUCUUCAUGUAUAACUGGAAGGCAAACAAAUGAUCCAUUUGCUUAGUUUAUUCUUGAAUCCAUAAUAUAAGUGACAGAAAUGGAUUAUUAAAAUAUACUUGAAGUUGGGGAAGAAUGAUAUGGACACAUUUUAAAUCAAAACAUGAUGAAUUGGCUGUUUAACCUACUACCUCAUUGGCCAAUCUGGGGCAAGAUGAAAGUAUUUGUAAACACUGUUUUGGCAAUUAUGUGUAAAGAGAGAACCAAUUUUUUAAUUAAAAAAUUGAAUUAUAAGAAUUUUAGAGCUUUUCUAUUGGUAAAGACAUUAAAUAUCAUAGAGUCCAACGCUUUUCUCUUCCUUCACAUCACUCCCAAUGGAUGUAGCUCAGGCUAAGUUCAUUGCUGAUGCGUUGUCAGAACAGCCACUAACGGUUUAAGUGGGUAUACUUAAGUGCAAAUGUGAAUAAUGUUUUAAGAAGGUUACAUAAAGUUGCCAUUACUAGGAGUAGUAGCAGAAUUUAUUAUGGAUUAAUCAUGUCGUCGGGAAAAUGUACUGAAGCACUACUUCCUGUGGUAUUUUUUUCACAAAAUGAUAACAUAGUUUAUUGCCUAUAGGUUGAUUAUGACCUAAAAUUAUAUUUUUGCAUUUUAUUAUGCCAUUAUAUAUUUUAAAAUGUGAGGUUCACAUUGUUGCAUUUGCUCUGUGAAUAAAAAUGUCUAAAAUCAUAAGAUGAACUUUUAGAUUUUGCGAUAUGAAAAUUUCUAACUUACCUAGCUUGUGAUGGUACCUAAAAAUUUAAGAAAGCCCUUAAAAUAGAACCUCUGUGACUGCAUGAGCACUUUGUAUGACUCAUAUCACAUUUUAACUCCUUAAGCAAGCCAAUGAGGUAAAACAUAUAAUUAUCCCCAUUUUUGCAAAAUUCACAAAGGCCUUCACUGCUUUGAGAAAAUGUUACACAGAUAAUUACUGACAAAAAUGGGUUAGAAUGCAGGUCCUGAGAUGUCUAGUUCCUGACCAGUUCUACAGGUUGCCUUGCUCCCAUAAUAUGCUCCAAUCUACAAUGUUCAUCUUAAUCUGCAGUGAGUAAACAUAUAAUUGAUAGCUAAAUUUACUUCUUGUUCCAAAUCUUUAGGAUAUGAUUCAUGUGUGUUAUAUACAUACAUAUAUACAUAUGUGUAUGUGUGUUUAUACUUACAUAUAUUUUUUUUUCUUAUUUUACUUCUGGCUAAGAUGGAGUAAUAGGGAGCAUAUUUACCCUCUAACCCUCCUGCAUGAAACAACCUCAAACCAGACAAAAUAUAUGAAACAAUGGUUUUCAGUACACUGGACAUGAGGCACGGAAUGUAAUCCCUGAAAGAUAGGAAACAUAAGAUGUGUGCUGUGAGUAUCCCAGCUUACGACUUGAGAGAAUUUGAGACAGCAGUGCGACAAUGGAGAUAGAUAGCCUAAGGAAGCCUAGCAAGUCUCUGAAUGGAGUAGCUGUUGCUGAGAGUUCAGGUACACGAAGGUGGCUAGAGAUUGCAGGAUAGAGUACCAGCGAGGAAAGAGCUGCAUUGGAGAAAGCUUUGCAAAUCUGGAGAGGGUCGCCCUUCAGUGUGUAACAAAGUGCAUGAAACUACCUGAGG